AUGUCGCUCUUCGCUCCUCUGUCCGAGCUCGCCUUGUUGCAUCAAAGCUUUGGCAUCCGCGCCGCCGACAUCGGCGCUGCCCAUGAGACCAUCUCUGUCCAACCUGAUUCUUCCACCUCUCUUGGCAUCGCUGCUGCUGCCCAAUCGCUCAACGCUGACUCGGAUCUAGCCUUUUGGGUUUAG
Molecule: messenger RNA, 183 nt
Organism: Ustilago hordei
Lineage: Eukaryota; Fungi; Basidiomycota; Ustilaginomycetes; Ustilaginales; Ustilaginaceae
Exons: 2
Coding region: 1-183 (60 amino acids)
Source: RefSeq, a predicted model, not a curated record